Molecule: messenger RNA, 357 nt
Organism: Geosmithia morbida
Lineage: Eukaryota; Fungi; Ascomycota; Sordariomycetes; Hypocreales; Bionectriaceae
Product: Rab5-interacting protein (Rab5ip)
Exons: 2
Coding region: 1-357 (118 amino acids)
Biological process (GO): protein folding in endoplasmic reticulum; autophagosome assembly
Cellular component (GO): EMC complex; endoplasmic reticulum; membrane
Source: RefSeq, a predicted model, not a curated record
AUGUCGACCGAGCGCGAGUUCCAGAUCAAGCCCAUCGUGGGCGAGUCUAUAAUGCACAAUACGAAGAGCCUCUCCAAUCUCUACAGCUUGACAUCCUCCCUAUUUGGUGUCACCGCCGGCAUCCUGGGUCUCGAGUCAUAUGCCGGCUUCCUCCUCUACCUCGUCCUGUCCGUCGUCACCACCCUCCUCGUCUACGCGAUUCGUGUGGCCCCCGACUCCCUGGCCAACGGCCGUCCCGUCUUCUCGACCGAUCGCUUCUUCAGGAACGCAGUACAGUUUUGGUCUGGCGGGCUUGCUAGUGGUGUGUCGGGGUUUGUUCUGACCUGGACUCUGUUCUAUGGUCUAGUGAGGGUAUAA